Messenger RNA from Rubroshorea leprosula, 570 nucleotides. The record is from the annotation of a GenBank genome assembly. NCBI's taxonomy places the organism in Eukaryota, Viridiplantae, Streptophyta, Magnoliopsida, Malvales, Dipterocarpaceae.
AGAAAUCUUACUCAAAUCAAAUGUCUAAGAGGAGAGGAGUCACAGACUGCUUCUGUUCAGUAAUGAAGGGGAUGAUUUGUUUUCUUUGCUGCUUCUGUUUGGUCCAGUGAAGGAGAGGAAGAUGAGUGGCGGAGGUGUGAGCUUUAUCAAGAUGCUGAUGACAAAGGAAAAAUGGCGAGCAGCCGACGAAGGUGUAGGGAGAUCAAGCUUAUUUUUGCUUUUGUUCAGCGGAGAAGAUGUGGCAAUAAUUGGUGAGAUGCCAACAAAAGUGGAGCAGGGAAAUCAGGCUGCUUUGCUGCUUCUGUUUGAUGAAGGUGUUCUGUUUGGCGGAGGAGAUGAGGGUGAGUCGGUGACUGGUAUGAGAUACCAAUGGAGUCACAGAGAUGGAGCAGGGAUGAGGGAGAGGGACAACCGACGAUGUGUUUCUGGUUUUCUACUUUCUAAUUCUAUUUUUCCAAGUGUUUUACAAAUAGUACUUUUUUAUUAGGGUUUUUAGAUUUAAUUUUAGUUUAAAUUUAAGGUUUUUAAUGUAAUAUCAUUAAAAAGAUGGGAUAAAAUAGAUAAAUUACA